AUGUCAUCCAAAAUUCAAGAAACAUUUAAAGAUUAUGGCAAAGGAACUUAUCAUUUCGCAGGAAAAGUAGUUGAUGCUGUAGCACCUUAUAUACCAUUAUUCGAUAUCGCAACGAAAUUAAUUAAAGAAAUUAUUGAUCUUCACGAUGCGGCUCAAUAUAAUAAAAAUACAUGCGCUAGGUUAAUGGAACGUGUGAUUGACGCUCGGGGUGCGAUUGAAAAAUUGCAACGGACCAAAAAAAGUAAUGAAGAAAAAUUUAAAGAUCAAAAUUUUUAUAAUACUUUUCAAAGAUUUACGAAUACUUUAACUAAGAUUAAAGCAUUCGAGGAAGAAUUAUCAAAAAUGGGGAAUUUUAGAAAAACGUUUGAGGCAAGUUUAAUCAAAGAUAAGUUUAUAAGCUUGACAAGUGAAUUUGACACUGCAAUGAGAGAUUUAAAUUUCAGUAUGAUGGUUGAUAAUGAAGCACAAAGGAAAAGAGAUUUUGAAAGUUUAGAAGAAGACCAUGACGAAAUAAAAAAGCUUCUUAUUUAUACUAGAGAAACUGUAAUUGAAAAGGUCGAAAAAGUUGUUCAAGAAGUUCAAGUAAUGAAGUCACAACUUGAAGAUAAAAUUGAUAAUAUUCAUGAUCAAUUGGGAGAUAAACCAGUUUUUAAACCACCAAAAAUAGAUGCUAACCAACGGUCAAGUUUAGGAGAGUUACUUAUAGGAAUAGAAGAACUGUCCGAAAAGUACGUUGAACGUGGCGCAUUACCAAAGAUAUAUCCAGACAAACAACUAGACCUAGAUGGAACAAGAUGCUCUAAUGAUUAUGAUGAUGAUUUUGAAGGUUUAACACUUGGUGAUCAUCUCGAUAUAAAGACAAUCAUGCCUUUUGAUGAAGGGUUAAAAAUUCAUCAGCAAAUAAGAAAAAAUGAAUCUAGCGAAAAAGCAGAUACAAAUACAGAAAUACGUAUGAAGCGUUCAUUAAUAAUUUCUACUUCAAGGGUUGCUUCAUGA
Messenger RNA from Dentiscutata erythropus, 996 nucleotides. The record is from the annotation of a GenBank genome assembly. NCBI's taxonomy places the organism in Eukaryota, Fungi, Glomeromycota, Glomeromycetes, Diversisporales, Gigasporaceae.